Messenger RNA from Acanthoscelides obtectus, 231 nucleotides. The record is from the annotation of a GenBank genome assembly. NCBI's taxonomy places the organism in Eukaryota, Metazoa, Arthropoda, Insecta, Coleoptera, Chrysomelidae.
AUGACAGAACAGAGUAGUGCAAUACACUCACCGAGGAAUACAGAUUUUGAUGAAUGUAAUAGUUCUGAUGUAAACACAGAAGAAGAGCAUGAUGAUGAAGGAAAUGAACGAGAUAAAGAUGAAGAGAAUGAAAAUUUCCGCACACCUAAAGCCCAAAAAAGAGUCAAUGAAGAGAAAAUUAGUUUUAAGUCAAAAAAAAGAAAGAAACAACUAUGUAUGAUCGGCUGUUAG